This is a messenger RNA of Trichomonas vaginalis G3, 1057 nucleotides long. RefSeq names its product organellar and viral DNA polymerase type B. The transcript has a single exon. The annotation marks the transcript as partial. The record is from RefSeq and is a predicted model, not a curated record. NCBI's taxonomy places the organism in Eukaryota, Parabasalia, Trichomonadida, Trichomonadidae.
AUGACUAUUGCUGCAUAUGCGUAUGAAACAAAUGAAGCAAGAAGAGCACAUGAACUAGUAAACGAAAACUCAACUUUAACCAUUGAAGGCAAUGAUUUAGUCAUUGACGAUGGAAAAACUAAAAAAGUCAUUGAUUUCGAUACUUUUAACACUUAUGACCCAUUCAUUACAAUAAGUAAAGUUCCUAUCAUAAAUGAUGGAACGGUGCAAUAUAUAAAUUCUACAGUAGAUGCCUCAUUAGUGAAAGUACUGAAUGUUCUCAUUGAAUUGUUAAAGAGCUUUCGAUUUGACGACAACAUUAAAUGCCUAAAGAAUUUAGUCAUGAAUGAGAAACAAAUUCUCGGCGUUGCUGGUAGCAGUAAUGAUGUACACCUUAUGACAUUAGAAUAUUAUAACGAACAUAAAGAUGAACUGAAAGGAGAGAAGGGUGACACCGGACCACAAGAAAUACAAGGAAUACAAGGAAUACAAGGACCUCAAGGCGAAAACGGUUUGGAUGGAAAGGAUGGAAAGGAUGGAAAAACUGCUAAAUCAUGGAUAUGGGACCUUAUAAAUACUGGUUUAACAGCUGCUUCAUAUGGAGUUCUUCAAUACCAAAUCGGAAAGAUAUGGGCAGUACUUGGUGAAGAAGCUUUAGAUGACGUUAAAAAUGCUUUGAACUUCAUUUCAAAUGGUUCGGAUACUAUUAAAACUUUAUCUGGUUGGAUGCAAGAAACAAGGAGUCAAAUAGAUACUGUAAGACGUAUAGCAAACAAUGCACGUACGGGAUUGGAUACUUUACGAGAAGCACAAAAUACACUAAAGGAAGCAAAUGGUAUUCUUGGCUCAGUAUCAGACAUGCAUGAAGAUUGGCUUAAAGGUAUUGACAAAUCUUUAAAAAAUCACAGUCAGUCUAUUGCUGACUACAAGAAAAGUAUAGAUUUUUUACAUAGUGCUAUGGACGUACAUGAUGGAAGCAUAAGGAACUUACUUAAUGCUAACAAUAACUUACCAGGAACUAUUAAAGCAUUUAUAAAGUCCUUUGUAAAACCUGGUGCUCUAACAUUUAGGUCUUUGA